AUGGGUCAAAUCUGGACUACGCCUACCGAUGCAGUCGGUGGAGUAGACUUGAGCUUGCAAGCUGCCCUUCAGCGAGUGGUUGUUACACAGAUCGGACUGCAACUGUCAAAGAUUGUGUACGAUGCCCCUCUCCGCAAGCGUGGAUUUGAAAGGGAAUACAUACGCGAUGAAACUGCUAAAAAACUCAUCCAGUGCAUAGACGUCUACCUGAGGCUGGAAUUAAUGAGGAGCCGGACCCUCUGCUGUUGA
Molecule: messenger RNA, 249 nt
Organism: Aspergillus pseudonomiae
Lineage: Eukaryota; Fungi; Ascomycota; Eurotiomycetes; Eurotiales; Aspergillaceae
Exons: 2
Coding region: 1-249 (82 amino acids)
Source: RefSeq, a predicted model, not a curated record